This is a messenger RNA of Cladophialophora immunda, 2853 nucleotides long. RefSeq lists its product as uncharacterized. Gene Ontology annotation, cellular component: SHREC complex; rDNA heterochromatin. Lineage: Eukaryota; Fungi; Ascomycota; Eurotiomycetes; Chaetothyriales; Herpotrichiellaceae. The coding region runs from base 86 to 2617 and encodes 843 amino acids. The record is from RefSeq and is a predicted model, not a curated record. Gene Ontology annotation, biological process: silent mating-type cassette heterochromatin formation. The transcript has 2 exons.
CAGCUCCGCAACCUCAACACGCUUCACUCAUGAUGGUCUCUUAUCUACCCUUCUAUCCUAUCAUUCUCGCAGAUCUAGACUCCCGAUGUCAGGAAAAGACGAGUCCCGCGAUCAUCCCCACUGGGAGAUAAUCGGGAAAAAAGGGCACUGGCAAGUCCUCCCAAUCAAGCCCUACAGUGAUGGCGACCAACGAACCUGGCCUCCCAAACCCUAUCGGCCUAGUUCUGAGGAACGGCACUUGAUCAAUCUGGCAAAAGCAUGGUCAGAGAAGCUGGGGAUCCAACGACCAGGUUUGGACCACUAUCUCGACAAACUCCCCCUUGGAUUUUCCGUGUUCGAAACAGAUCAGCACGGCAAUACAGGCGUAGUCUAUAAGCGACUCUUUGGUCAUCGGUCUGGCAAGUACUAUGACUCCAUUGCCCGAUUUCAGCCGCACUUCCUUUGGUUGAUGUCGGGAAUGAAGGGCACCUGUGAAUGCAUACUCUGCGGCCAUUACAAAGCGGAGCUGAUCAAACGUCGAAUACGGCACCCUGUGGAUAACCAGCUCCUAUUUGCAAGGGAGAAGAGAAAGACUUUUACUCCCCUUGAAAGUGAGUCCUCCUCGAGGUCAACUUCCAUUGCCAGCCGCGCUACCGGGGCAAUUUCGACUCGUCCGCAGCGUCACAUUAAAGCUGCCGGGGCUCCGUAUGCACAGGACGCAGAAGGCACGGAAGAUGUGUUCAAAGACCAAAUAAAGAGACUGGAGGCCGUCAAGGGGGGCACAACGGGAAUCGAAGACGACAUCUGGGAACCCAAUUCUAUCGAUUGGAGAGCUGAGCACUCUUGGACGACGCAAAAUGUUCAGGAUUGGCCUGGCGUAGACUACGUUCAAAGGAGUCUGACUUUGAUCGAACAUCAACAUGCCUUUGUGCCCCGAGUCGGAGAACUUGUUUUAUUCUGUCCAAACUUUCUUCACAAUCACUACCUCAUGCUCGACGAAAAGACACAGGAAUACAAGUUCUACUCUUUUGAGCAAAAAUGCUUCCAUGGCUCACCUGACUGGAGAGGUGGGGUCGUUGCGACUGUGCCGUCUGCUAUUGCAACCGAUGGACCUGUCGACUUUCCGGAUAUUCAAGACCUUCCAUCGAAGCAGACCAGUCUCAACACCGGAGGCUUCCGAGUGGAAACGUUUCCAGAUCCCAAUAAUGAGGAGGAUAAAACAAUGUCCAAACAAUACCGGUACCUUCCGUUGCGGAACAUUCGACCUUUGAGUCACUGGCAGAUGCUGCUCCGCGGAAUCCCGAGGACGAAAUGGCACGCAUCGAUUGAACACGCUAUGACUUGCAUGACCAGUCUCUCACUGCUGGAAAAAUGGUAUUUCAAGGGUGACUGGCCUGACGCAACCAUUCGUUGCAAAGGGAUCUACAUAGGGUCCGAGUUAAUUACGGUUGGCGAUGCCGUCAGAAUCGCCCCACGAGAAAAAGGGAAAGGAUGCAGUGAUGUGCUAGUUGUUGAAUCAAUCAGACUCCAUCUUGACGAGAUCAAAUCGGAGCAUGUUUCUGCAGACUCGCCGUUGCUAUCGACGCGGUCCUAUAUAACGCUUGUGGGCAAAGGCUACACCAUCGAUAGAAGGCGUCAUUACAAGCUCCAAGCCACAAAUCCAGACUCAACGCUUGGUGAUGCUGAAUCCGUGCCCCAAGACGAGGUCAAAACGGUUUUCCGUCCCGUCGGUUCAGCAAUCUACGGUCCCUGGUACCCCCUCCACGCACCUCACCAUCGAUAUGAGAUAUCGCACGACCAAGUUCUCGGCAGACUGUGCGAAGCUGCUGCCGUGCAGCUCUGGACGGGUUUGCUGCAACACAAGUCUGCCAACGGCAGGAAGGGUGACAUCAGACCAUCCCUUGAUUACGACUUGAAAGGUAUCGAAGAGGGUCGCGCCUACGCCACACAAGCAGAUGAAAGAUUGGAUGAGGUCAACGAGGGCUCCUUGCUCUGGUACUGGGCCGACACACGAGCCGAAGCAUUAGAUCUACAAACGAUCAACGGACUUGAAGUCGGCAAAUAUGAUAGGCUCCGGGACAGGGACACUUUGGAGCUUUGGAGGACACAUCUCAAAAUCCUCAAUGGCCAGCAAUUCACGCUCGACACCUUCGCCUCGAAAUACACCUCCGACUUCCCGGAUCCCGAGUUGGGUGGAUCUAGACGAGGACGGCCAACGGGCUCCAAAGUCAUUGACGGCAAACUUUACAAGCCUGGAGAUCCUGGAUAUGAAGAUGUCGUUGCCGGAGCAAUUUUCGAACCUCAGUCAACUCCAAGCAAGAGUAAAAGCAGCCAGUUAGCUGGGGCAGCGCUGGUGUCCACAGACGAAGAAGACGAAGACAGAGACAAUUCGGAGAAUGGAACGGAGGAGUGGUAUGAUGCAGUAGAACCUGCGGCAGAAAGUCUGAUGAUCGGAGACGAAAGGCCUGUGCCAAAUCAGAAGAAGCCGAAGACAAAGGCAGAGAUCAUGGCUAGCGCGGUUGAGGACGAGGAGAUCUCAGAGGAAGAUGACUGGCACGAUGGACGCAUCCCACUGGCUCGAGGAGGAACAGAAGAGACAGAAGGCGGUGAUUAUGAUCCUCGCGCCGAGAGGAAUUAGCAGUAGUGGCAACAAGCGCAAGGAGGGAUCGAGAAACAGCAUGGUGUUGGCUCAAAUUGCAUAGUGUCUAGAAGACAAGCUGGAGUUGGGUAUCGACUGGGCUGCUGGUUGUCCGGACACGGGGGUAUCAAGAAGCAGCGGAAGCAGUACGAACCUCGAUCAGAGAUCAAGACAUUGAGGCUGGGAGCUUGGAGGAAAUCACUAAGGGAAUGUAAUUGUUGCAAAAUUGAAAAGAG